Ostreococcus tauri is the source of this 351-nucleotide messenger RNA. RefSeq names its product Cyanobacterial aminoacyl-tRNA synthetase, CAAD domain. The record is from RefSeq and is a predicted model, not a curated record. Lineage: Eukaryota; Viridiplantae; Chlorophyta; Mamiellophyceae; Mamiellales; Bathycoccaceae. Gene Ontology annotation, cellular component: thylakoid. The transcript has 2 exons. Bases 1 to 351 code for a protein of 116 amino acids.
AUGGGCGCGCGCGCGCCGAUGAUGGCGCGGACGAUGACGCGCGGAUCGACGGUGGCGCGCGCGGAAAAGUUUGACGCGGAUGACGUCCUGCGCACGAUCGCCGAUAAGUGGGAGGAGACGGAGAAUAAGUCCACGGUGAUCACGUACGUGGCGGGCGCGACGGCGGCGGUGUGGCUGUCGUCCACGCUCGUUGGUGCGAUUAACGUCGUCCCGCUCCUGCCCAAGGUGAUGGAACUCGUCGGCUUGGGGUACUCGACGUGGUUCGUGUACCGGUACGUCUUGUUCAAGGAGUCGCGCAAGGAGCUCGCGGAGCAAGUGGACGCGUUGAUGAGCCGCGUCUCGGGCGAUUAA